Molecule: messenger RNA, 1986 nt
Organism: Penicillium brevicompactum
Lineage: Eukaryota; Fungi; Ascomycota; Eurotiomycetes; Eurotiales; Aspergillaceae
Product: SKN1/KRE6 family beta-glucan synthesis-associated protein
Exons: 6
Coding region: 1-1986 (661 amino acids)
Biological process (GO): fungal-type cell wall organization; (1->6)-beta-D-glucan biosynthetic process
Cellular component (GO): endoplasmic reticulum membrane; plasma membrane
Molecular function (GO): glucosidase activity
Source: RefSeq, a predicted model, not a curated record
AUGUCCGACCACGGCUCUGAUACCUCUGACAAGGUGGCACUGCCGCCUCACAUUCGACUCAACUCAGGCCGACAGGAUCCGUAUGCCGAAGGCCCGGAUAGCUAUGCGCCUCUCACGUCUCGAACUUUCCCUAGACCCUUGACACCACAGGGCGCCGAUUUGCCGACACCGAUAGGAGCUCAAGGGAUCUCUCCAUACGGUUCAUCGGCUGCCCCCGAAUCAUCAGAGUUUCUACUACCUCCCAAGCUGAGACCUACACAAGGAGCGGGUGUCAGUGAGAGUGACAGGCCGCGGUCGCCGGAUAGGUGGUCUGGAGGACAGUCAAGUAUCAGCUCCAUCAGCCGUGAGAGUACUUUCCCAUUGGAUCCAUUCCAAGAUUCCAGGGCUCCAUCUCAGACCUCAGACAAAGAGGAGUAUGAUUUGAAUACGCAGACUGUUUCUGAGAAGUUCAACAUUAUGCCAACUGAUGGCCUGUUGUUGUUCCCCGAAGAUGUGGAGAAAGAUGAUCAUAUGCACAAUCCUGAUCCGAUGGACAAGGAUCGGGACUGUGAUAUCUGGAAUCGCCGUGGUGUAAUGAACCUCGGAGGUUUGUUGGUUCUGACUUUGGGCAUUCUGGUACUCUUCAUUGGUUACCCUCUCAUAACCUGGUUGUCAAAUAUUCUGCAACCCAAGCCUGGUGCAUGUCACCCAGCGGAUACACUGUGUUUAGAUGUUGGAGAACGGCCAUUGUUAAGCAACCUGCGCAUAGGCUUGAUCGACCCUGACACACCCGAAGAAUUCCACACCAAGAAGAAUCUCAAUGGCAAGGAAAUGAAGCUAGUGUUUUCAGAUGAAUUCAAUGUCCCUGGUCGGACGUUCUUCCCAGAAGAUGAUCCAUUCUUUGAGGCUGUUGACUUGUGGUAUGGUGUGACAGCCGAUAAAGAGUGGUACGAUCCUGACGCGGUGACCACUGCAGACGGAACCCUCCAGCUUCGAUUCGACCACUUUGAGAACCACGAACUCGAAUACCGGUCCGGCAUGGUUCAGAGCUGGAACAAACUCUGCUUCAAGGGAGGUCGACUCGAAGCCAGCAUGUCCCUUCCGGGUGAUGGUCACAUUGAGGGUUUCUGGCCUGGCUUUUGGGCAAUGGGUAACCUGGCCCGUCCUGGUUACGCUGCUACUACCGAUGGCCUGUGGCCAUACAGCUACCACGAUGGAUGUGAUGCUGGUAUCACUCCAAACCAGAGCUCUACCGAUGGUCUCAACUGGCUUCCUGGUAUGCGUCUGCCUGGUUGUGCCUGCGAGGGUUCGGAUCACCCGACACCUGGCAAGGCUCGCAGUGCGCCUGAAAUCGAUGUUAUUGAAGGAAGCACUGCAGCUCUAUACGGAGACAGUGGCCCAUUUGUUGGUAGUGCAUCCCAGAGUUUGCAGACCGCACCCUUCGACCUGUGGUACAUGCCUGACUAUGACUUCGCUGCCGUCUACGAUGACCGUGUCACCCAGAUCAACAGCUACCGUGGAGGUGUCUAUCAGCAAGCCAUGUCUGCCCUUACCAACCUGAAUCAUCGUUGGUACAACGGAUCACAAUAUCAAACCUACUCCUUUGAGUAUACUCCCGGCGCCGAGGGUGACAUCACCUGGUUCGUCGGUGCUGAGAAGACCUGGACCUUGGAUGGACGCGCCAUCGGUCCUAAUGGAAACAUUGGCCAGCGCAUGAUUCCAUUAGAGCCCCUGAGUCUCGUCAUGAACAUGGGUAUGGCUGAUAACUUCGCUCCGCAAAACGCCUCCAUUCGCGAGUACAUGCCUGCCCUGCUGCGAUUCGACUAUGUUCGAAUUUACCAGGACCCAGAUGACGAGAGCGUCACCUGCGAUCCCCCUGGCUAUGAGACAACCAAGUAUAUUGAACAACACCGCAAGGCAUAUGAUAACGCCAAUUACACGACCUGGGAUGCCGCUGGCUAUCACUGGCCUAAAAACUCGUACAUGCAUGAGUGUCCUGCUAAUUAG